ACAAGCUUCUCCAGUUCACAAUGGCCAAGCUCAACCUUCUGCUUCUCACGCUACUCCUCACUCCCCUCUUCCUCACUUCCAGUUCUGAUUCGGUGCGGCCCACCGACGCCGAGCUCCGACCUCUCUUGAUCAUCAAGAGGGAUUGGGGCAACCCUACUGCACUCAGCUCAUGGAAGAACACCAGUAGCAACACCACUGCCUCUAGUCCUUUCACUCACUGCGAAUGGGCUGGGGUUACUUGCAACGACAACGGCCAAGUGACCGCCCUCUCCUUCCAAAAUUUCAACAUAUCCAAUCCAAUCCCUGCCUCCAUUUGCAGCCUCAAAAAACUAGCGUAUCUAGACCUCUCCUACAACAACCUUGCCGGCGAGUUCCCGGCGGCAGCGCUCUACGGUUGCUCGGCACUUCACUACCUCGACCUGUCCAACAAUCUCUUCUCCGGCGUCCUCCCAACUGACAUCAACGGCAAACUGUCGAUGCAGAUGGAGCACCUCAACCUGUCAACCAAUGGUUUCAGCGGUAGUGUGCCGUCGGCAAUUGCCGGGUUCCCAAAGCUCAAGUCGUUGAUUCUCGACACUAAUAGCUUCAACGGGACCUAUCCGGGCUCGGCCAUCGGCAGCCUCACCGAGCUCGAGACGCUGACGCUAGCAAGCAACCCAUUUUCACCAGGGCGUAUCCCUCAUGAUUUCAGCAAGCUGAAGAAUCUAAAGAUGCUGUGGAUGUCAGGGAUGAACCUGACUGGUGUUAUACCCUACGCUCUCUCAGCGCUCACUGAGCUUACUGUGUUGGCUUUGUAUGAGAAUAAUCUUGAGGGCGCAAUUCCGGCGUUUGUUUGGAAGCUUCAGAAGCUGGAGUUCGUGUACCUUUACGCCAACAGCUUCAUGGGUGCAAUUGGGCCAGAGUUCACUGCUGUCAACAUGCAACAGCUUGACCUAUCGGGGAACAGCCUCUCCGGAGUGAUACCGGAGACCAUCGGUAACAUGAAGAACUUGACACUGCUCUGCUUAUACAACAACUACUUCACCGGGUGGAUUCCGUCGAACAUCGGGCUGCUCCCCAACCUCGUAGACAUCCGGCUAUUCAACAACAUGCUCUUGGGCACCCUCCCGCCAGAGCUCGGAAAGCACUCGCCACUCGGCAACCUUGAAGUGAGCAACAACUACCUCACCGGCGUGCUCGGGGAAACCCUGUGCUUCAACAAGAAGCUCUACAACAUCGUGGCGUUCAACAACAACUUCUCCGGCGUGUUCCCGGCGAUCCUGGGGGCGUGCGACACACUGGACAAUAUCAUGCUGCAGAACAACAACUUCGUCGGUGAGUUCCCGGAGAAGAUAUGGUCGGCGUUGCCCAAGCUGACCAGCGUUAUGAUACAGAACAAUAACUUGACGGGCUUUCUACCUAGUGCCCUGUCCCCUAAAAUCACACGGAUUGAAAUGGGGAACAACAGAUUCUUUGGCAACAUACCAGAAUCUGCAACCGGCCUGCGUUCGUUCGAAGCAGAGAAGAAUUUGUUCUCCGGUGGGCUACCUGCGGACAUGACAAUGCUUGCCAACCUUACUGUUUUGAACCUUGCCGGGAACCAGAUUAGUGGAUCCAUACCAACAUCCAUCGGAGCCCUUGAGAGGCUUAAUUCCCUCAACCUCAGCAGCAACCAGAUAACUGGAGAGAUCCCGGCAGGAAUCGGAUUGCUCCCGGUGCUCAUCGUCCUCGAUCUCUACAACAACAAACUCAGUGGUAGCAUCCCGGAGGACUUCAACAACAACCAUUUCUCCUUCCUGAAUCUCUCGUCUAAUCAGCUCACCGGAGAGGUGCCAACCGCACUACAGAGCCCAAAGUACAACAACGUCUUCCUGGACAACCCUAGCUUGUGUGCGGAAUCAAACUCUGGCCUACCCCUGCCCCCGUGCUCCCGUAAUUCUUGGAGAAAGAUCAUCUUGUCAGUUGCAGCUCUCUUCAGCUUCAUUGCAGUUUGUGUUGGGUGGAGCAUCUACAGGCGCAAGAAAGACCGUAAGGAUGUUACAUCGUGGAAGAUGACACCAUUUCAUGCUCUGGAUUUCACCGACCACGACAUACUCAGCAACAUCAGGGAAGAGAACUUGAUCGGCAGAGGUGGGUCAGGAAAAGUCUACCGCAUCCAUCUCGGCAGCCAGAAGGCAGCAGGGAAAAGCGCUGAUGCGGCCGGUGGCCACUCAACAGUGGCCGUGAAGAAGAUUGGGAACGCUGGCAAGCCGGACGGUGAUAUCGACAAGGAGUUCGAAGCGGAGGUGGCAUCACUAGGUGGUCUCCGUCAUGGCAACAUCAUCAACCUCCUCUGCUGCAUCUCCGGCGACGACACGAAGCUGCUCAUUUACGAGUACAUGGAGAACGGGAGCCUGGACAGGUGGCUGCACCGGCGCCGCCGCAAGAUUGGGCCGCCGCUGGGCUGGCCCACCAGGCUGAGCAUCGCCAUGGACGUCGCCAGGGGCCUCAGCUACCAUGGCUUCACGAGGCCGGUCAUCCACCGUGACGUCAAGUGCAGCAACAUCUUGCUGGAUCGCGAGUUUAGAGCCAAGAUCGCCGAUUUCGGGCUCGCCAGGAUCCUUGCCAGGGCCGGCGAGUCGGAGCCGACGUCGAGCGUCUGCGGGACAUUCGGUUACAUUGCUCCAGAGUACGUGAGCAGGGCGAAGGUAAGCGAGAAGGUGGACGUGUACAGCUUCGGCGUGGUGCUGCUGGAGCUCGCCACCGGGCGGGGGCCACAGGACGGCGGCACGGAGUCCGGCAGCUGCCUGGCAAAAUGGGCGUCGAAGAGGUGCGGGAACAGCAACCCAUGCGUGGACCUGAUCGACGGCGAGAUCCGGGACCCGGCCUACCUGGACGACAUGGUGGCCGUGUUCGAGCUCGGGGUCGUCUGCACCGGCGAGGACCCGUCGUCGAGGCCGCCGAUGAACGAGGUCCUCAACCGGCUCAUCCAGUGUGGCCGGAGUCAGAUGACCCUUGACGAUGACGACCACUAUGCCAAAGACUUGUGUGGCGACGAUUCUUUUGAGUUUAUGGUAUGACGUGGCCUUGUGAUCUGGUACAGUAGCAAUCAGAGGCACCUCAGGCCUUGCAAAUUGCAAUCGCUAUCCAGCUUAUUCGU
Molecule: messenger RNA, 3118 nt
Organism: Setaria italica (foxtail millet)
Lineage: Eukaryota; Viridiplantae; Streptophyta; Magnoliopsida; Poales; Poaceae
Product: receptor-like protein kinase 5
Exons: 2
Coding region: 21-3038 (1005 amino acids)
Biological process (GO): protein phosphorylation
Molecular function (GO): protein kinase activity; ATP binding; protein binding
Source: RefSeq, a predicted model, not a curated record